GUAGCCGCCAUAUAUUAUGAUAAAAUAAAAUAGAUUGAAAAUCAUUUUCACAUAUCUAACAACACAAGCACUUGGACUUCCACCUUCUCCUCCAAUGGCUCUGCUUCAACUAAUCCUUUCUCCUUCUUCCUCCUCUCCCCCUCACCAGCCCUCCAUAAACCCAUCCACAUCCGCCCCCACUACCUUAAACCCUAAUUGGAAGCUCCUUUUCGGACCGCCACUGGUAUUCCGGUCGCUUCUCAGCCGCAGAUUUCAACGCCUCAGCUCUCUCCGUUGCUCCGCCUCAUCUUUCCCUGAGAACCACCACACGAAUCAGCCCAAGUUCGAUGACGUUGUAGAGCUUCCUCUGUUCCCUCUCCCUUUGGUUCUCUUCCCUGGCGCCAUCCUUCCUUUGCAGAUCUUCGAGUUCCGGUACCGCAUUAUGAUGCACACCCUCCUCCAGACCGAUCUCCGCUUCGGCGUUAUCUAUUCCGAUGCUGUCACCGGCACUGCCGAUGUGGGUUGCGUUGGAGAGGUCGUCAAACACGAGCGCCUCGUGGAUGACAGGUUCUUCCUCAUAUGCAAAGGACAAGAACGCUUCCGUGUCACCAGUAUUGUUCGCACGAAGCCAUAUCUCGUUGCCGAGGUCAACUGGCUCGAGGAUAGGCCGUCUGGGAAUGAGGACCUUGAGGAGUUGGCUAACGAUGUGGAAGGGUAUAUGAAGGAUGUGAUUCGGCUCUCCAAUCGACUAAACGGGAAGCCAGAGAAGGAAGCUCAUGAUCUUCGGAGAAACCUGUUUCCAACUCCCUUUUCAUUUUUUGUGGGUAGCACCUUUGAGGGGGCGCCAAGGGAGCAGCAGGUCUUGUUGGAGUUGGAGGAUACCGCAACCAGGUUAAAGAGGGAAAAAGAGACAUUGAAGAAUACCCUGAAUUACUUAACGGCGGCUUCUGCAGUGAAUGAUGUGUUUCCCUCUUCAUGAUCCUUUAUGGAUUAAUCAUCUGGGUGAGAAUUUGGUAAAUGUUGGCAUUCAUCUGUGCCUUUAUACACAAAGGAUUUAUAAAGGAGUAAAUUUUGAUGUUCAAUCACUUUGUUUCUCAGUGCUUUUAGUUAGAAUUUUGAAUGAAUCAUUGGUGUUCAUUGUUCAUACACUCAAUAAAAGCUUUCACUGAGU
Molecule: messenger RNA, 1150 nt
Organism: Rubroshorea leprosula
Lineage: Eukaryota; Viridiplantae; Streptophyta; Magnoliopsida; Malvales; Dipterocarpaceae
Source: the annotation of a GenBank genome assembly